Lathyrus oleraceus (garden pea) is the source of this 2941-nucleotide messenger RNA. RefSeq lists its product as uncharacterized. NCBI's taxonomy places the organism in Eukaryota, Viridiplantae, Streptophyta, Magnoliopsida, Fabales, Fabaceae. The record is from RefSeq and is a predicted model, not a curated record. The transcript is spliced from 4 exons. Bases 393 to 2822 code for a protein of 809 amino acids.
UUCUAUUCAGUUAUUAUAGGCUCUAGAUUACACAAUGUGCAUUCUCUUCCCAUUUAUUUAUAGAAGAUACCAAUUUCACAUCACUUACGUAUCACUCUUUGCUGUUUGGUGUGACUGCUCAACAUAACUUGUCCAUUGGAAUUUGAAACUACUUUUUUUUCCUCCUUAUUCUAGUUGCAGUUUCUUCCCCUUUAAUUUCCAUUUUUGUCCUUGGAUGUGAAUUGCAUAUUUGCAUUGCAUUAGGUAAACAUGUUAAGUUCUUCAACAUUGUUUCUACUUAAUUAUGCAUAUUUUGUUUCCAAUUAUUGAUGAAUUUGAAUCAUUUGGGAUCUGUAACCCUUAUUUUUUGUCUUCUGAAUCAUUGAGACAAGGUAAAUCAAAUCUCUUAUCUUAUGGUAAUGGGUGAUAAGGAACUUUAUGUUUUGGAUAGAAUUGGGUAUGGCAAGAUUGUUAAUACUGAUGGGGAUGGUAUGUAUCCAAUGUAUUUUGGUGUUUCUUGUGCAUUCUUUGCACUUCAAGUCCUUAGAAAACCUGGUUUUGAAAUUGAAAAGAAUUUGUCUGAAAUUGUUAAAACCAUGCUUCAAGGAAGUGCACAGCUUUUGGGGUUGAUUGUGUGGAAAGUUCAGAAGGAAGUUUCAAAUGAGGUAAACCAAAAGCUGAAAAGUGCUGAGAUGGAAAUUGAGAAUCUGAAAAAGAUUAGACACGAAGAUGCAAAGGCGAAUGAGAAAGUGGUUGGGAUCUUUGCUGCACAAGAGCAAAGCUGGUUUAGUGAAAGAAGGAAACUUCGCCAACAGAUUGGUGCUUUACUGAAUGAGCUAAGAGUGUUUGAGAAAAAAAAGGAUGCAGCAAUCUCUGAAUUGGAUCAGGAAUUGAAGGAAAUGGAGGGUUUGGUGGAGUCAAAAGACAAGAAGAUUGAAGAAGAGGAGAAGAAGAGAAAGGAGUUAGAAGAAAAAGUGAAGAAAGCUGAAAGGGAUGCAGAAGAAUUGAGAGAAUCUUAUAGGCAUGACGCUCAAGAACAUUCUUCUGAUCUCAGGAAACACAAAACUGCUUUCAUUGAGCUGGUUUCAAAUCAAAGGCACCUUGAGGCUGAACUUGGCCGUGCUGUUAACCACAUGGAAGCUACGAAACAGGAGCUUAUUUCUGUCAUGGAGAAUAAAGAAGAAUCUGAUUUGAUGGUCCAGAAAUUAACUUUGGAGAUUGCAAAGUUUCACAAGGAUUUGGAACAAAAAGAUAAGAUUUUGUCAGCAAUGUUGAGGAAAUCUAAGCUUGAUAUUGCAGAAAAGCAAAUGCUGUUGAAAGAGGUUAAGUUAUCAAAGGCUAGAAGGAAGCAAGCUGAGCAAGAAACUGAAAAAUGGAGGGUAGUUUCAGAAGGAAAACAUGACAGACAUUCCCUUAAAAGCAUGUUGCUGAAUUUCAGUUCCAGGAAGGAUGUUUUGCCUAGUGCCAGAGGCAUGCUGCAAUAUAGUUCUUCAACCGGUUCCUCACAUGUUUCAAAUGAACAGGAACAACUUUCACCCAUUUCUGAUCACUACCUGUCUCGAAGAAAUGAAGACUCGUCCAUUCCUGCUAAUGCCAAGCGUUUAGAAGAUUGGAUGAGAGCUGAGACCGAAAGAUAUGCAACCCUGAUUGAACAGAGGCAUCACAUAGAGCUAGAUGCUUUUGCAGAACAAAUGAGGAACAAAGAUGAGAAGUUAGAGGCAUUUAGGUGGCAGUUGUUGAGAACAGACCUGGAAACAAAGCAACUUCAAUCUCAUUUGGAGGGAUUAGUGAAGGACGUGACACAGCUGAGACACGACAAGAUGAAAUUGGAGAGCUUAUUAUUGGAGAGAGAGGAUCAACUUAAUUCCCUAAAAGACCAAGUUGCAUCAAAAUUGAGGCCUUUAAACUGCUUUAGAAACAACUCUAGUUUGUCUCCACAAUCUUCAGAACUAACUCAAGAUCCUGUCUGGUCUAGAGUCAAGAUUGUGAAGAGAAAACCAGGUGAAAAACAGCUCGAAAUGAUGGAUACUUUGAUCGAAGAAGUUUCUGAAAAGGAGGAAGUGCGGCCUUUGAACCAUGACGAAUUUGAAAAUUCUAAUUCACAAGUUCAAUCGCCAGAUAAUAGGAUUGAAGAAGACAAGCAUGUUUGUGGAGAGGAUAAUCCUACUUCUGUGCAGUAUCAAAGUCCAGAUCACAUAGAAAUUGAUACUGCUGAAAAAAUAGGAUCUACUAGCAAGCCCUUAAAUGAUGCAAAACAGUUUCAAUGGAAGAUGGACCUUCAUGCUCUUGGAGUAUCUUACAAGAUAAAAAGGCUUAAGCAGCAACUAAUUCUUAUUGAAAGGUUGACAGGAAGGCAAAACAAUGAAGAACAUGCAGAAAUUAGUGAAGAAAGCAACUUUGGUAUGAAGGCUUAUUUGUCCGUCAUUACUUUGCUUAAUAAACAGAUCGGAAGAUAUCAAUCCCUCCAAGAGAAGACCGACGAUCUUUGCAAACGGAUGCAAGAGAAUGUCCUCUACGCAAAUCGCGGAGAAACGAAUAAUGCAAGAGCAAAGGAGAAAACAUCAACACUGGAGCAUUUCUUGGAAGAGACAUUUCAAUUACAAAGAUACAUUGUUGCAACAGGACAAAAAAUGUUUGAAAUCCAGUCCAAGAUUGUGUCUGGAUUUGUUGGAGUGGCAGAAGAGAUGGAAAAAAGUGCUGGCAUUGACAUGAAUCGAUUUUCUGACAGUAUAAGGAAUCUGUUCCAUGAAGUUCAGAGAGGUUUAGAAGUUCGUACAGCUAGAAUUAUAGGGGACCUUGAGGGGACAUUGGCUCGUGAAGGAAUGAUAUGUUUUAGAAGAUAGCAAUAAUGGAACUUAGAAAUGGGGUCAUAUUAAAUGACUUUUUCAGUGUUUAUUUGUCUAUACUCUAUACUCUAUAUAUACUAUACUUGUUACUGCAAUAAAUAACAUCAAUUUGUAUA